Messenger RNA from Octopus sinensis (East Asian common octopus), 624 nucleotides. RefSeq names its product hybrid signal transduction histidine kinase E-like. The record is from RefSeq and is a predicted model, not a curated record. Lineage: Eukaryota; Metazoa; Mollusca; Cephalopoda; Octopoda; Octopodidae. The transcript has 3 exons. Bases 1 to 624 code for a protein of 207 amino acids.
AUGAGUGGGGUUCUGAUCAAUUUGGAUCAAUCAAAAGCUUUUGAUUGUGUCGACAACCAAUACUUGGAGGCUGUCCUCGCGGCGGCCAGUUUCUGCCCCGUUUUCAGAGACUGGAUUACUGCAAUAUACUGCGACAUUUGUUCAGUGAUCAAAAUUCAGCAAAGAUGUUGCGGGAAAACCUUCUCAUACUACUACAACAAUUUCAACAACAGUAACAACAACGGUCACAACAUUUUUAACAACACAAGGAACAACGACACCAGCUGCUAUAAAAACAAAAGCAACAGCAAUAAGAGUAAUAUCAGUAACAGCAGCGUCAACAGCAGCAACAACAACAACAACAAAAAUAACAACGACGAUGAAUGUUCCAAAUUAUUAAUGGGAUCUGAUAAUCGUGUCAUUGGGGGUCGUAAAUGUGACUUAACUGCUUCAGAGAAAUUUGUUAUUACUUCUGAAGUUGCAAAAUGUAAUUCAACAUUAGAAAUAUCUGAAAUAAUUGGAAGAUAUCACCAAGCUAUGAAGAGUUUGUUACAGUUCCUACGAAGAUACGUAAGCGAGCCGACAAGUGUCAGUCGAGGGCUGUUUCUCGACGUUCUCUAUUACGAAUUAAGCGUGAAGCUGUAA